This is a messenger RNA of Lentinula edodes (shiitake mushroom), 342 nucleotides long. RefSeq lists its product as uncharacterized. Lineage: Eukaryota; Fungi; Basidiomycota; Agaricomycetes; Agaricales; Omphalotaceae. Bases 1 to 342 code for a protein of 113 amino acids. The transcript has 4 exons. The record is from RefSeq and is a predicted model, not a curated record.
AUGACCAGUCAUUCAGAGUACACAAAGACCGAGCAGGUAGUCGGAAGACCCAGAACGACGUCGCACAAUAGGAUGGACGAUUACGUGAAGAACCCUCCCGACGCCAUCCGGGAUUCUGAAGCUUACGAAGACAGAUUGAACAAUGAUAAGCAUGAAAGACAAUAUCGUGCUGAGACCAAGAAACAUACCGGUGGUCGUCUGGGGGCUUUGGGUGAUGCAGAAGAGGGCGGUAUCCCCCAGGUCCAGGAUCGGCAAGACAGAGAGGUUAGUGGAAUGGUAGAUCGCGCAGGCGUAGUUAUUCACAACGAAAAGGAGCUGGCGUUGAGACGGGAUUUUGAAUAA